Diospyros lotus (date-plum) is the source of this 1368-nucleotide messenger RNA. Its product is annotated as 11-beta-hydroxysteroid dehydrogenase 1A-like. The transcript is spliced from 6 exons. The record is from RefSeq and is a predicted model, not a curated record. Bases 160 to 1161 code for a protein of 333 amino acids. NCBI's taxonomy places the organism in Eukaryota, Viridiplantae, Streptophyta, Magnoliopsida, Ericales, Ebenaceae. Gene Ontology annotation, molecular function: oxidoreductase activity.
UAGUGCGCACUGGGCAGCCACGCAGUCAUCUCUCCCAAACCACAAACAAACCCUUCGCUCACGAGCUUUUCAUCGGCUGCUUGGAAGUGGAAACUGGAACGCUGUCUAUCAUUCGGUGCUGGUGAUUCAAAUAUUCACUCUCUCCAAACCUCAACAACAAUGGAUUCCGACCGUCUGAUUCACACUCUCAUAUUCAUGAUGGUCGCUCCGCUGGUCUUCCUUUCGCUGUGCAUCAUCCUUCCUCUCUUCUUCAUCGUCAGAUCCAUUCUCGCCAUCUUAACCCACUCUUCCAGCGAGAGCUUGCAAGGAAAAGUCGUUCUCAUCACUGGCGCUUCGUCAGGAAUCGGAGAGCAAAUGGCGUAUGAGUACUCCAAAAAGGGGGCUUGCCUGGUGAUAGUGGCGAGGAGGGAGGAGCAGUUACAAAAGGUUGCGGAGAAUGCUCGGGGGCUGGGCUCGCCGGACGUUGUUCCGAUUUGUGCUGACGUAUCAAAUGCCGAUGAUUGUAAGCGAUUCGUUGAUGAAGCCAUUAACCAUUUUGGUCGAUUGGAUCAUUUGGUGAAUAAUGCAGGAGUCAGCUCUAUUUGCUUUGUUGAAAAAGUCUCUGAAGUUACAAAAAUGGUGCCUGUGAUGGACAUAAACUUUUGGGGGAAUGUAUAUCCAACUUACCAUGCAAUUCCUCACCUCAAGAAGACUAAAGGCAAGAUUGUAGUGAACUCCUCUGCCAGUGCUCACUUACAGCCACCAAGAAUGAGCUUCUACUCUGCAAGUAAAUCAGCACUGAUAAGCUUCUACGAGACUCUGAGAGUGGAAUUAGACCCUACAGUCAAGGUUACUAUUGUAACUCCUGGUUUGGUAGGGACAGAGAUGACCCAAGGGAAACACUUAUCUAGAGAUGGAGAGAUCAAAGAACCUGGACAAGUGAGAGAUUUUAUGGUUCAAUUGUUGCCAAUGAUGAGUUCAAGAGUUUGUGCAAAUGCUAUUGUGGAGGCAGUGUGCCGAGGAGACAGAUAUGUAACUGAACCAAAAUGGUAUAAGCCAUUCUUCAUUGUAAAGACUCUGUGCCCGGAACUUGUUGAAUGGGUUUACACGACAUUUUUCUUGAAGUCGAGGAGAUCAAAUGGGGAUGCUCCAAGGGACAAGGGGCAGGCUAAGGAAGACUAAAGCCUUGAUCCAGAGAAGUUGCAAUGACUUUCCUGAGAGCCUGAAAUUACUGGCUAGCUCUUCACUUGUGCUCAUUUCUGUUGCAACAUUUAGAAUAAAGAUAUUUGUAAACUUUCAGGCCUAUUGUUACUGCUGUUUUGAAUUGAAGCCCUUUAUCACCAAGGAGUAGUAGGGAUCAUCAUAUUUAAGUCUCUCUCUGUUUCACCA